Messenger RNA from Bombus huntii, 1644 nucleotides. Its product is annotated as WD repeat domain phosphoinositide-interacting protein 4-like. Gene Ontology annotation, molecular function: protein binding; phosphatidylinositol-3,5-bisphosphate binding; phosphatidylinositol-3-phosphate binding. Bases 407 to 1378 code for a protein of 323 amino acids. Gene Ontology annotation, biological process: autophagy of mitochondrion; protein localization to phagophore assembly site; nucleophagy. The transcript has 8 exons. Gene Ontology annotation, cellular component: extrinsic component of membrane; phagophore assembly site membrane; cytosol. Lineage: Eukaryota; Metazoa; Arthropoda; Insecta; Hymenoptera; Apidae. The record is from RefSeq and is a predicted model, not a curated record.
AUCGAGUUGUCAGUGUUGUAGAGUUCUUAGAGUUGCUAGUGAGAGAGAGAGAGAGAGAGUGUUAGGUUCGUUGUGACGAGAGUUGCCAAAUAACUGUAAAGUUAUUUGAGAUAGAUACGAGUAUCGCAUUUAGUUUCAGUUAAACAAACAUCGUUUUCUGUCCAAUUAAUACCUGUAUAUUCAAUUCACUAUUAAUAAAUUACACUACAAAACAAUCAACAUCAACGAUCAAUGCAUAGUAUAUAAUUAAAGAACCCGCACACGACCAGUAAUAAUAUUAAUAUCACCAAAUAUGGACAAUGUUAUUGCUCAUGUGCGAUCGAUAUCAGAAGACUGAGACAGAAUAUUGACGAAAAUUUGAAUAUUUUGCCACGUAAACAUCAAUACUGGAUGUUUUACAUGUUGCAUGGAAUCUGGUCUUAGAGUAUACAAUGUAGAACCAUUAGUUGAAAAAGCACAUUUAGAUAAUGACAUAAUGGGAAGUAUAGCUAUUGCAGAGAUGCUUUGGAGAACAAAUAUCAUUGCCAUAGUAGGUGGUGGUACAAAACCAAAGUUUGCAGAAAAUACAGUACUUAUCUAUGAUGAUUUAUCGAAAAAGUUCGUAAUGGAAAUUACAUUUACCAGUCCUAUAAAAGCUAUACGAUUACGUAGGGACAAAAUGAUAGUGGCACUUCAGCGAGAAAUACAUGUUUUCUCAUUUCCUAUGCCAACACGAAGAUUGUUAACUUUAGAAACCAGAGAUAAUCCAAAAGGAUUAGUUGAAGUUGCUACAUUAGCUGCUGCACAAAAACAACUUCUUGCUUUUCCUGGUCAUAAACAGGGUAGUGUACAAUUGAUUGACCUUGGUGCUACAGAAGCUGGAAGUUCUAGUGCUCCUGCAACUCUAGCAGCACACCAGGGAGCACUGGCCUGUCUCGCAGUUAACAGUAGUGGAACAAUGAUAGCAACUGCUUCCACUCAAGGUACUUUAGUUAGAGUAUGGGAUAGUAUACGUAGACACUUAUUAGUGGAAUUGAGAAGAGGUGCUGACCCUGCAACACUUUAUUGCAUUACAUUUAGUAGAGAUUCGGAAUUUCUAUGUGCUUCCAGUGAUAAGGGAACUGUACAUAUAUUUGCAUUAAAAGACACACACUUGAAUCGUAGAUCGACUUUCUCAAAAAUGGGAUUUUUGGGAAAUUAUGUUGAAAGUCAAUGGGCAUUGGCUACAUUUACAGUACCACCAGAAUGUGCUUGUGUAUGUGCAUUUGGUACAAGAAGUUCUGUUAUAGCCAUUUGUGUGGACGGAACAUUUCAUAAAUAUGUCUUUACUGCCGACGGAAAUUGUAACCGUGAAGCAUUUGAUGUCUUCCUAGAUGUUUGUGAUCAUGAUGACUUUUAACACAAACUUUAUAUUGUAUUUAUAAGAUGAUAUGUCUAUAGAGAAGUUUCUAGUCAUUUCAAGUAAGAAACUUCUUGCAGCUGAUAUCUGUACAGUAAAAUAAUUAUAUUAAUAAUUAUAAGAAGAGUACAAAUCAUUACAUUUAUUGAUUUUUUAACAUAAUACACUAAAUGUUCUUCAAUCUAUUUUAUAUACACCAACAUCUUAGUGACAUAUGUCCAACUACAUAAUAAAAAUUAAUUUUGUACAAUAAAUGUCCUCUCUAA